CUCCCCUAGACUUCUCUGCAUUCUCUCAAUCCACCAAACCAAGUAAAAGUUACAGGACCCUUUGAUCCAUAUUUCUUCUUUCUUUUCUCUGUGCUGCCCCCUCUUCCAUUACAUCAUAAAAACAAAAGAAAAGGGAAGUCGAAGCUGGAAUCAGAAAUAAACAGUCUUUUAAUCACCACUGUGAAACUGAAACCUUGAUCCAUUCUUUUUUAAGUCAUCGAAGGUGUAGGAACAAUGAGAACAGAAUCAAAGAAGACAUCUACGUCUUCGUGGCCAAAAUUAGCCAAGUGGCUCAAUAUAACGAGUAGUGCUGAGAAGUUUCGCUCAGACUAUGAUGCAGCAACAACAGCAGCAACUGCGAAGGAAAGGAGAAAGAGUUGUUCCGACCAAGAUCGUUACGUCGACGUACCGGAUGAUUUAUCAGAGGGGUGGAUGAUGGAUUCUACAAGCGGAAUGAAGAAAAAAUCAGCUCCUGGCACUGGGGGUCUGGAACUUAGGAUGUUCGUGGGGACGUGGAAUGUCGGAGGGAAGUCACCGAACGAAGGCUUGAAUUUGAGGAAUUGGCUUACGUGUCCUUCCCCAGCUGACAUCUAUGUUAUAGGGUUCCAAGAAAUUGUACCGCUAAAUGCGGGGAACGUGCUUGGGCCGGAGGACAGUGGCCCAGCAGCGAAGUGGCUGGCCCUUAUUCGUGAAGCCUUGAACACCAACAAGUGCGACCAUGAAAUGUCACACUAUUACACCAGCAAGAAGUGUAGGCAGAAUUUUUCGGAAUUCCUCUCUUUAGAUGAGGAGUUGGAUAAUAAUGGAGAAAAUUAUCGUAAGAGUUCACGACGCUAUUGCUUAGCAGCAAGCAAGCAAAUGGUUGGUAUAUUCUUGUCCGUGUGGGUACGAGCGGAUCUUUGCAACCAUGUUACCAAUUUAAAAGUCUCAAGUGUUGGCAGAGGCAUCAUGGGCUAUCUUGGAAAUAAGGGUUCAACAUCAAUUAGCAUGACAUUGUACAACACCACCUUCUGUUUCGUUUGCACCCACUUGGCCUCUGGGGAGAAAUUUGGUGAUGAGUUGCGAAGGAACUUGGACGUCUCGGAAAUCUUGAAGAAAACUAAGUUUUGUCACUCGUUUAAAUCUCUUGUUCAUCCACUCUCUCCUGAAAGCAUACUAGAACACGAUAAUAUUAUUUGGCUUGGCGAUUUGAAUUAUCGGCUAGCUGCUGGCUACGAUGACACACAUGAACUACUAAAGAAGAAUAAUUGGCAGGCAUUACUAGAAAAGGAUCAGCUAAGGAUAGAGCAGAAAGCUGGUAGAGUAUUCAAUGGUUGGAAUGAAGGGAACAUAUACUUUGCUCCUACUUAUAAAUACUUGACCAAUUCUGACCACUAUGUUGCCCAAUCCUCCCAAUCCAAGGAAAAACGACGAACUCCUGCUUGGUGUGAUCGAAUAUUGUGGAAAGGGGAAGGCCUGAAUCAGAUGUGGUAUGUACGAGGAGAGUCCAGAUUCUCAGAUCACAGGCCAGUGUAUUCACUAUUCUCUGUUCAAGUUGACAUGAAAAGCAAGAAUAUAGUUCCCUCUACUGCCACAAUGCCUAUUUGUUGUCCCUUAAAACCGUUGACAAAUUCUUCGUUGUCAUCGACUUGUUGCGCUACGAAAGUCCAGGCAGAAGAGCAACUCUUGCUGCUAACUAGGGCACAAAGUUGCUUAGACACCGUACCUAGGUUUUGAGUCCAUAAGACCGACACUAGGCAGAGAUUACAGUUUCCAAGUUGAUACCACCUUCAAGUAACCACAGCUCGCGGUAUUGUGUGGGAUCAUUUGGAUAACCAUGAUGAUGCACUUGGCUAUCCAUAUUCAUGUACCAUAAGUUCAUAACCAUCCCUGAUGGGUUUUUGUUGGAACUAGGUAAGAUUUUUGUUGGAAAUUAGUCCUGAAAUCAUACCUUGUUAAACACCUCACAACUCCUCUAAUGAAUAUAGGAUAGCUGUCAA
This is a messenger RNA of Glycine soja, 1979 nucleotides long. RefSeq names its product type I inositol polyphosphate 5-phosphatase 8-like. Gene Ontology annotation, molecular function: phosphatidylinositol-3,4,5-trisphosphate 5-phosphatase activity; inositol-polyphosphate 5-phosphatase activity; phosphatidylinositol-4,5-bisphosphate 5-phosphatase activity. The record is from RefSeq and is a predicted model, not a curated record. The transcript has 11 exons. Gene Ontology annotation, biological process: phosphatidylinositol dephosphorylation. The coding region runs from base 235 to 1716 and encodes 493 amino acids. Lineage: Eukaryota; Viridiplantae; Streptophyta; Magnoliopsida; Fabales; Fabaceae.